AUGGCGUCCUCCUCGGCCCCGCCGGCCACCGUACCGGCGAGUACAGCGGCCCCCGGGCAGGGCUUCGGCUUCGCCUCCAAAACCAAGAAGAAGCAUUUCGUGCAGCAGAAGGUGAAGGUGUUCCGGGCGGCGGACCCACUGGUGGGCGUGUUCCUGUGGGGCGUAGCCCACUCGAUCAAUGAGCUCAGCCAGGUGCCUCCCCCUGUGAUGCUGCUGCCAGAUGAUUUUAAGGCCAGCUCCAAGAUCAAGGUCAACAAUCACCUUUUCCACAGGGAAAAUCUGCCCAGUCAUUUCAAGUUCAAGGAGUAUUGUCCCCAGGUCUUCAGGAACCUCCGUGAUCGAUUUGGCAUUGAUGACCAGGAUUACUUGGUCUCUCUUACACGAAGUCCCCCAAGUGAAACUGAAGGCAGUGAUGGUCGAUUCCUUAUCUCCUAUGAUCGGACUCUGGUCAUCAAAGAAGUAUCCAGUGAGGACAUUGCUGACAUGCAUAGCAACCUCUCCAACUACCACCAGUACAUUGUGAAGUGCCAUGGUAACACGCUGCUGCCCCAGUUCCUGGGGAUGUACCGAGUCAGCGUGGACAAUGAAGACAGCUACAUGCUUGUGAUGCGCAACAUGUUUAGCCACCGUCUUCCUGUGCACAGGAAGUAUGACCUCAAGGGCUCCCUAGUGUCCCGGGAAGCCAGCGAUAAAGAAAAGGUUAAGGAAUUACCUACCCUUAAGGAUAUGGACUUUCUCAACAAGAACCAGAAAGUUUAUAUUGGUGAAGAGGAGAAGAAAGUAUUUCUAGAGAAGCUAAAGAGAGAUGUGGAGUUCCUAGUGCAGCUGAAGAUCAUGGACUACAGCCUUCUGUUGGGCAUACAUGACAUAGUUCGCGGCUCUGAACCAGAGGAGGAGGGCCCUGUGCGGGAGGAAGAGCCAGAGGGGGAUGGGGACUGUGGCCUGGCUGGACCUCCUGCUCUGGUGGGCUCCUAUGGCACCUCCCCUGAGGGUAUUGGCAGCUACAUGCUUUCUCAUCGGCCCCUGGGCCCUGGAGAGUUUGAAUCCUUCAUUGAUGUCUACGCCAUCCGGAGUGCUGAAGGGGCCCCCCAGAAGGAGGUGUAUUUCAUGGGCCUCAUUGACAUCCUGACACAGUACGAUGCCAAGAAGAAAGCAGCUCAUGCAGCCAAAACUGUCAAGCAUGGGGCUGGGGCAGAGAUCUCGACUGUCCAUCCUGAGCAGUAUGCCAAGCGAUUCCUGGAUUUUAUUACCAACAUCUUUGCCUAA
This is a messenger RNA of Pipistrellus nathusii (Nathusius's pipistrelle), 1266 nucleotides long. Lineage: Eukaryota; Metazoa; Chordata; Mammalia; Chiroptera; Vespertilionidae. The record is from the annotation of a GenBank genome assembly.